AUGGAUUCCAUACAGGACUUUGUUGAAUCAGCAGGUGAAGUGAUCGAAAUGGCGAAUUGGCCAGCGAUUGGAUCGAUCAUCUUGCCCAACCUUGGGGGAUGGGUCAACGGGCUCUACUUCGCCGGGCAGAUCCGGAAGGACGAGAAACCUUGGUACGACAGCCUGAAGAAACCUAGCUGGAACCCACCCAAAUGGGUGUUUGGUCCGGCAUGGACCGUCCUAUACAGCAGCAUGGGUUACGCCUCGUACCUGGUGUGGGAAGAAUGUGGCGGAUUUAAUGAAAACUCCUUGGUCCCACUUUCUUUGUACGGGGGACAGCUCGUCCUCAACUGGGCCUGGACGCCGAUAUUCUUCGGUCUGAAGGACUUCAAACUGGCCUUCAUCGAGAUCUCGGUGCUGAGCGGCGCCGCCGUGGCCACCACCAUCUCUUUCGCCCAACACGACAGGACCGCUAUGGCGCUAAUGUUGCCAUACCUGGGCUGGCUGGCGUAUGCCUCCUCGCUAGCGUACUACAUUUGGCGCAACAACCCCAAGCCGGAGACGCGGGCCGACGACAAGGCGGAU
This is a messenger RNA of Iphiclides podalirius (scarce swallowtail), 564 nucleotides long. The record is from the annotation of a GenBank genome assembly. Lineage: Eukaryota; Metazoa; Arthropoda; Insecta; Lepidoptera; Papilionidae.